AACUUUCAAUCAAUUAAACAAAUUAUUAUGAAUUUAAAAUUGAUGAUGAUGAUCAAGAAAUCAUUUGAUUGUCAUUGGUGGUGGCGGCGACUACAUCCAAUACAUCAUCAACCGUGUAGCAUCAUGUCAACAUCGUUGCCAUUGUCAACGAUGAAAAUGAUGAUAAAUUCAAUUGGAAAAUUGAUACUUUUAUGGCUAAUAUUGGCACAAUUAAUUUCAGAUUGUUUAUCCGUUCGAAUUGUUCGACAUUGGAUCACACAAUCAGUGGAUAGUAGUAAUUAUUCUAAUUCAAUCAUCAUGGACUGUGAUUAUCAAUAUGAUACUGAGGAAGAUAUUAAAUUAGUUGUCCGUUGGUUUUAUAAUGAUUUUCCAGAACCAAUUUAUCAAUGGAUUCCGGAAUCCGAUAACAACCGAUAUGUUGGUCAAUCGAUACGAAAAUAUUUCGAUAUGAAUUUUCAGAUUGGUGAUGAUCGUUUUACUAAAUAUCGUGCAAUACGUUUGAUGCCACCACCAUCGUCAUCCACUUUACCAUUUGGUUUAGAAUUAAGCGGUAAUUAUACCUGUGUUAUUUCAUCAAUCAUGAGCCAAGAUUCACGUCAAGGUCAACUUGUAUUUUAUGUUCCACCGGAAAAAUUUGAAUUCAACAUAUUCUCAAAUGAUGGUCAAUUGAAUUUACCACCUACAAAUGAUUUUAGUACAAAAAAAGUGCAAAAUAUUGAUAAUGAUAAUGAUGAUGAUGAUGGUGGUGGUGAUGUUGAUAAUGACAACGAUGACGAUGUCCACAAUGGACCAAUGGUCCGUUGUAGUGCACAAAAUGUAUAUCCGAAACCAGUGUUGAGCUUUUCCGAAUUGAUCGCUAGUGAUUCAAUGGCAAUAAUGAAUAUGAAUUAUCAACGACCACCACGACCAUAUUCACCACAAUCACAAUUAAAACAAUUAUUUCCAGCAAUCGAUGUAAUUACAAUUUUAAAUGAAAGUAAUCAUCAACAACCACAGCUAUAUACAUCAUGGUUUGAAUAUCGACUUGGUAUUGAUUCAAUCAAAGUUGGUACAAUCUAUGAAUGUCGAUUAGAGAUUCCAACCACAAACUAUAUACGUAAAAAACGUAUCAAAUUGAUCUAUCCAUCAACUUAUCUUAAUGGAUUGCCAUCACGUACUGUUGUGGAUAACGAUAAUCGUUGGUCAAGACAAUAUAACACUAAUGGUGGUCAAACUAAACAAUUAUCCGAUUAUCAAGCUCAAUUACAUCAUCAUCAGAAUCAACAACAAAGAAAUGUGGCCAUUAUUGAUUAUCAUCAGAUGAAUAUUGUCAUCAUCGUAUUGGCCAUUGUAUCUGCAAUAACAUUGAACAUCCAAUGAUUUUUUUUAUUUUGUAAUUAAUCAUCAAAAUAAUAGUUUUGUGCCUUAUUCAUAUUUUUUUUCUUGUAAAUAUUGAUUUUUGAUUGAUCUGCUGCCAAAUCAAAUCAUGAUCAUCAUCAUCAUCAUCAUGUAUACAAUAAAUCACAUAUUCAUCCAUAGCAAUUGUACACACACGAAAAAAAUUGUUGAUUGAUUGAUUGAUUUUGUUUUAUUUUUUUAUUUUUUAAUUCAAUAAAUUUUCAAAAUAAUAAUAAUUUGAUAAAAACAUUUUGUCCAGCUGACCAUUGUUUAUAUGGACAUGGUCAUAAACAUCGAUUAAAUCGAUGUGAUUGAUUAAUAGUCACGAUUGAAUUGGCUGUAAUUUUAUUAAGUGAAUUUGACUUUGAUUUGGUUGAGAUAAAAAAUGAAUAAAUUGUAACUUGAUCUACUUUAAA
Dermatophagoides farinae (American house dust mite) is the source of this 1793-nucleotide messenger RNA. RefSeq lists its product as uncharacterized. The record is from RefSeq and is a predicted model, not a curated record. NCBI's taxonomy places the organism in Eukaryota, Metazoa, Arthropoda, Arachnida, Sarcoptiformes, Pyroglyphidae.